This is a messenger RNA of Caenorhabditis auriculariae, 1913 nucleotides long. The record is from the annotation of a GenBank genome assembly. Lineage: Eukaryota; Metazoa; Nematoda; Chromadorea; Rhabditida; Rhabditidae.
AUGAAGCGCUUGCUGACCCCAAAGGUCAGAGAUAUUGAAGAUAUUUGGAAGCUUCACAUCGAAAGAAUCAAAAUAAUGAGGAAAGAUGGAAACGCUCCAGUUGAUACUAUGGGCUGUCAUCGACUUGCAGAUCCUCUCGCGUCUCCUAAGGUUUUUAUCUGGAAACAAAAUUAUUUAAAUAAAUGUUCAGGUCCACAGAUUCCAAAUCUUGUUGGCCCUUAUGCUCUCCAGUCAGACUCGAGACGAAGUUACAGCUUCUGCAAUGGCGGUUUUUUCGUACUUCAAAGCAGAAAUAUGAAUUUGAAAUAGCGUCUGAAAGAACAUGGGUGUUCUAUCGAUGAUAUGAUAAAUAUCCCUACCGACGAGUUGGAGAAGAUUCUUUGUCCUGUCGGCUUUUAUAAGGUGAUUUCUUUUAGUGAGUUCAAAGGUGCAAAGCUCUCGCAUGACCUGAAAUAAAGUUUGAAACGGUUUUUCGCAUCGAGAACUUUGAAAAGUCAUUAAUGAAUUACAACGAUAUAGCCGGUUCCGCGCCAACUUGUCACGUUUUUAUUUUUCUCCGAGCCAAAGAACCCAUCUGGAAGCUUCUUUACGAUGCGCGCGGCCUGUUUCUGUGCAUGCGCCUUUAAUAUAAUGGUGAUAUCGCGUUUCAAACAGAAGGGUUCUGUAGCCGGAAAAGAACCAAAAUCGUGAUAAGCUGGCGCGAAAUAGGCUAAACCAAACCCUGAAACAACAAAAAGUUCUAGAAAAAAGCUGUCUACAUUCAAAAAACGGCCGCAGUUCUCAAUGAGAAGUACGAUGGAGACGUGCCAGAUUCUGUCGAAGGUUUUUCAGAAAUUAAAGUUUUAAGAAUUUUCCCAACUCUUUCUCAGGUCUUUGCGGACUUCCUGGGGUCGGACCGAAAAUGGCGCACCUCGUUUUGCAAAUUGCGUGGCAGAAAAACGAAGGAAUCGCCGUGGAUACGCACGUUCACAGGAUUUCCAAUCGUCUUGGUUAGUUUGUUCAAAAAAAUUGUGAAUUAUAAUUUUUAAAGGUUGGUUCACGACUUCCACUCCAGAGAAGACGCGUCUUGAGCUGCAGAAAAUGAUUCCAAGGUAAGGUUUCAGUCUGUUAUUUUUUUUUCCGGAAAUUUAUUUUUGUUGAUUAUUCAAAUUCAGAGAAGAUUGGCAGAAUAUCAACCACUUGCUCGUCGGUUUCGGCCAAACUGUAUGUCUUCCAGUGGGUCCGAAGUGUAGUUCCUGUCUUUGCAACGACAUUUGUCCUUCCUCCAAAACCAAGGUAAGCGCAAAAAAUCCGUGUGCUCUAUGUUAACAGUGGAAAAAUUGAAUUUAAAAUAAGACAGGUGCAAGUGUAGAGAAAAAUGUUUAGUGGUGAAUCUUUACCAAUGCCUAUCUCUUGUUUUUGUAUUUUGAUUUGAUAAAAAAGAUUUUCCAAAGAGCUUGAAUUUUCGAAUAAAAAUGGGUAAAAAAAACAUUAAUCUACUACUUGGAGCUUGUUUUUCCUUUUCAAAAUUCUAGAAUGUCGUAAACCGGGGAAAAAAUAUUUUACUAUAAUAUUUUCAAAAGGUACAACGAUGAUUCGGCACAUUUCUCUCCUAAAGAUAAACCGAAAAAAACCAGAGUUUAACUUUUAUAGUUGUCACGUCGCUCUUAUUUUAAACAUUUCUCCAUGAAUUGACUGCAUUUAGGAAAAUAUGGGAAAUAUCUUCAUUUUGGACCUGCUCUGAAAAUUCAUUUUUAGACGAAGGUAGACAAGGUCGAAGAAGAAACGGAAAGACAAGAAAUUGUCAAAAUACGAAAAAUUUCGUCCAAGGUAUACAUUUACACUUUUCUUCCCAACAAUAAAUGAAUUUUAAGGUUAAAACUGAGAUUUCUGCUCAAAAAUUGGUCCGAACGCGGUCGAAGAAGAUCAUUUGA